AUGGAAAUCGAUUCCGAAUUCAUAACGUUCUCCAAUGUCGUUCAGAAUUACAUCAACACACUUGCUGACACUUCAAACACCAUCAAAGAGACUUUGUCAAAGUGUCAAGAUGAAAUAAAUUCUCUCCAGCAAACGCAAAAAAAUCCAAAACCCCUUCGAACGUUGAGAGAGAGUUUUUUCACUGACACCGAUGGAAAUCGUCCAACUUUCUUUUCCAAAGAAAACACAGAUACACGUCUAAGAAAGAUUUCGUGGAACGACGCCGACAAACAGAACUUACAGGAAGUCUCGAAGACAAUGGGCACUCUUGCUUUAAAUAAGUGUCUUCUUCAAAUCGCCCAAGACCUCGGAUUCACUCAACAGACACUUCUUUUACAGAAAAUCGAGACCGAGAAACAGAGACUCCUCGUUGUUGCAAACAAACAAAUCCAAGAAGACGCCCUGGAAGCCCAAAAAGUCCUUCAAACAGACAAUCUUUUUGAUCAAGUCUUUUCCAACGUCCCUCGCAAUUAUAAAAAAACUGACAUCAUCACACAACCACCUCCCCCACCAACCGACCACCCCCCUCUCGUUUUCAAAAUUCCAAUGUCAUCAAAAGUCGAGAAAGUUGUGAAUCUCGACGACCAGCAUACUGAGAGUGAUGAUGCCGAAGUCCAACAAACUACUUUGAAUGAAGUACUUCCCGAAUCAGUAACAAUAGAAACAUCUCCAAUGAUGAAAGAAAUUAUUGCACGAUAUCGUGCUUUGUAUAACUUUGACGAAAACUUUGACACAGAGACAAUAAAGGCGUUUGAAGACAAGACACGUGAAGAGUGGGUCCUUAACAUGACUACGCUCAAUAAGUUCAAGUAUUUGUUGAGCAUCGACGAGUACAUCGGCGUGUUACAACACUUCAAAGACGCGUUGGUGCUGUUCAAAGAAAUGUUAUAUAACGAGAAAAGGCAGGUGACGCAGUUCGGCGAUGGGUACUGGCGGAUCGCAGCAAGGGAGGUCCGCCACAACCCGACUGACUGUAAAUACCAGUUCCAGUUCUUUGAUUCGCAGCGAAGAGAUCUUGAGAAGUUGAAUGGAUUAAAAGAGGGAAUCGAUGACUUUAUUGCGCGAAUCGACAGAACGAAAAAUCUCGAGAUUGACAGAGUGAGUGAGACGGAAGGAACGAAAGAACAUUUAAACGAUGAAAAGAGAGAAAGUUUUGAAAUAGUUGAAAUAGACAACUUGGCAAAAAUAGGUGGCGACGCAAAAGAAUUCUGUGAGAAAGCGGGGAUAUCGUUCGGACCGUUUAUACAGACAUUACAGAAGAAAAGGAUGGCAAGAAUAAGACAUGACGAAUUCAGUAAAGAAGAAGACAAAAAGAUACUGGAAGCUGUCGAGAAAUAUGGGCGGGGAGACUGGGUGUCUGUUAGUAUGGAAGUUGGAGGUAGAGACCCACAACAAUGUCUCCAUAGGUAUGAGAAGUCGCUUAAAAGUGUCAAGAAGGGAAGGUGGAGCAAAGACGAGAAAAUCCGCGCCGUUGUAUGUAACAGGCUCUUUCCCCAACAGUGGAGCAGGAUCACGAACUUCUUCCCUGACCGCGUCGAUACCCAGGUCAGAGACUUUUUGUGCAACUCUUCGCGGGUUGGAUUUAAAACGAGAGUUCCGUGGACAAAAGAAGAAGACGAGACGUUCAUCAAGUUUCUGUUUGACCCCGAAUUUUUGGACGCGCGUCGAAGCGUACCAAAAUGGUCCAAAAUUGAGAAGGAGAUGGUGGGAAGAACGGAUUGCCAACUGAGAAAAAGGUACCAACUUUGGGUUAAAGAAUGCAAAAAUUGUCAGAUGGAGGUCACCCAAAACAACCUCAUUAUAAUCGCCGCAAAAUCAAGAACGGAGAUGAAAAAAGGGAGAAAGAAAGGAAGUAUUAAUGUAAAGAAACUGACCACAACAAAGAGACAACAAGACGUCCAAGCUGUUCAGCCACAACUUCCUGCCAAUGGUUCGCCCAUGGAAGAAUGUUAA
Entamoeba invadens IP1 is the source of this 1992-nucleotide messenger RNA. Its product is annotated as snap190, putative. The record is from RefSeq and is a predicted model, not a curated record. Bases 1 to 1992 code for a protein of 663 amino acids. Lineage: Eukaryota; Evosea; Mastigamoebida; Endamoebidae. The transcript has a single exon.